Molecule: messenger RNA, 2547 nt
Organism: Mytilus trossulus (common blue mussel)
Lineage: Eukaryota; Metazoa; Mollusca; Bivalvia; Mytilida; Mytilidae
Exons: 3
Coding region: 499-912 (137 amino acids)
Source: RefSeq, a predicted model, not a curated record
AUUGACAGAAUUAUCAAAGUCGUUGCUAUGUUUGGUCAAACAAGGCAUUUAAGAUAUCAAUUACUAAGUGUGCAAUCUGAUAUGUUUUGUCACAUGCAGAGAUUAAACCUUUGUUUUGUAAAGCAAUACUUGAUAAAUCAAAAAUAGUUACCUGUACAGGUAAGCCAUAGGGGGUCAGGUAACAUGUGAUAGAAUCUCUUUAAAUGUUCAUCAAUUAGUCUACUAUAACAGAACAACCGUUGUAUUUGACAGUGAAACAAGUGAUUGAUUUCUAAUUAACAAAGUAGUACUAAAGCAUACCUAAGUGGAUGUUACGGUCUAUCCAAGUUAAGCAAGUGAUUGGUGUUAAAGAGUUAAUGGUUCUUCAGCAUCCCAAGAGGACUAAAUGUAACAAUAGACAUUCUUUAUAAGAAGGAAAAGUGAAACAAAACAAGAGGAUUAUAAAAUAGACGUCAUAACUGCAAGACAUUUUUGAAAGCUAAAUAGUAUACUGUAACAAUGAGCGACAAGGACCACAGUUUUACAGAUUUUGAUAUGUUCAAAUCAAUGACGGAAUUGAAAAGUGUGUACGUUGACGACGAACAAAAGAAAAUGAACCGCCCAAAAACCGCCAAGGAAACAUUAAGUGACACAGUUACCAAUAUACGAAACGAUUCCAGAAGAUUUUAUAAGUUUGUAAAAAGUCACAUUCGUAUAAAGCGAGGAGACCGAGACACAAAGGUCAAGGAGAUAUCUAUUAUACCGGAAGAAGAUGGUUCGACAUGGGCAAAACGAUCAGUAAAUAGCGCAGCCUCGCGGUCAAGUAUUGACUCUAAUUUAUCUUCGGACAGUCAUUGUAGUAAAGACAGUUACGAUGCUAUUCAUGACAUUGACAUUGAGCAUUACUCUUCAGAUGUGGGAUCACCAUCAUGAGAGAGAGACAAUGACAUUAAACAUUACUCAUCCGUCCUGAGACAGAACAGUGGAGAGGCAGUAGCAAUGCAAACGGAUUACAAAACACACCUCGUACCAACUCUAGUCAAAUGUACAUAUUUCAUCAUCAUGGAUACAUCUCCUGUUUCUGAUAAAACAGUAAUUAAGUCAAAAUUAAUACAUAUCUGUAUUUUCUUUUAAUAAUUGAAAGAAAAAAUAGUCAUUAUUCCAUUCAACUUGUUAUUGACACUUCCCUUGUUAGUAAAUAAUACUUGUAUGCGACUUUUAUUUAAUACUUUGCGAUAAAGUUGAAUAAUUUUUUUUUUUAACUUUAACUCAUUUCAAAAUGAAACACUGUGAGUAAAGACGGUGUAUCACAUGUUUCAAAUCGUGCAAUACAUUGGCAUUUAUUUAUUUAAUUCGAAUACAGUAACUGUUUGUUUUCAUCUUUAAUUUUUCUUCUCAUUGUUAUGCUGUGAAGUGCUAAAUGUGAAUAUCAGCUGUGAUAAACAUAAGUAAAUCAGUUUAAAAAAAAUGACGAAGAAAGGCCGUGAAGCAAAAAUGAACUAAAGGUUAUACGGAAAGACAAUUGUAUUCGAUGACAAUUCUGAGGAAUAAUGAUAGAUUUGAUUCAUAUCAGAAAUGGGGUAACAUAAAGAUUAGAAACACCACCGACGAAUCAUUCACAUUAACAAAUUGCGACAAAAUCAUUUUCGAUAUCUAUACAUAUACCAUAGCAUGCUCAAGAAUAUUGCACAACGCAAUGCUGGUGUUUUAUUUUUUACAUAUAAGAAUGAUCUACUCCUAAUGCUAAAUUCAAUACGGACCCCUUUCAAUUCUUAUUUCGAAAGUCAAUAUAUGAAAUUAGAAACCCAGCUAAAAUCUUAGUUAUAAUACAACUGGAUGUUAUUCUUUCUUUUUUAAGAAUAACGAGUUUUUGAUAGAGCUAGUCGAAACGAAUUUGGAUAAAUCCAAAAAAUCCAGAUUGAUACUUAUUUUAAAUUUUCGAGCUUUACUGUUUUCUCCGUCAAAAGAAUCUAAAUGUCAAAAAAUCAACAAGAACAAGACAAGAAGCACAUUAAUCGUGGUUCAGAUAAAGACAUAUGUGUUUUACAUUUAGUUUGUAAAUAUAUUCUGAAGUCUUCCACGUAUUAACAUUAAACAUUGUGAUUACUCUGUUGAAAAAGAUGAUAUAUGUUUUUGAAAAAUAGCAAAGGAAAAUCUUAAUUUUGGCAAAGUAUAAGAACAUUCUAUAUAAGGACAUGUAUACCGAUGAUCCAUCUUAAUGUGCAAGUAAAAGAGUUGCUGUAUGCAGUGAGUGCAAUGUUAUAUUUUUGUGUAUGUAUUUACUGCAAUCGAUCAAUAGCAAUAUUUGUAAAAUAGCCACCAGUAUCAUGUUUACCUCGUUCUCUUCUGUUUCAUCAGAUACGAAAUCCAUGGCAAAGUUAAUACCUGUCUAUUUACAUACAGCUAUUGUGUUGUUUUACUUUUACAUUUUGUGUAAGACACAGAUAUAUAAAAGGUCAUUCAAUUGAAGUUAUAAUUGUUUGUCAAAUUAUUAUAAUAUUGUCAUUUGCAUAUGAUUUGUUUAAUCGAAGAGUGCUUAUUUGAAAACAAUAAAUAAUAAGGAUAUAA